CGCUCUCCGCUCCAGCCGUCUCCUUCGUGUUCGGACCCCCGCUAUCCUCCCCACCCGGAUCCCGCUCUGCACUCGACAUGCCUGCUUGGGGCCCCGCCCUCGCCCUCGCCCUCGCCCUCGCCCUGACUGCCCUAAGCCUCAUCUGCCUCCUGACCCGAUGGCUGGGGCGAUUCACUGACAGUACCAGAAAGAAGCCAGGGCACAGGAAAGAGGAGGAAGCGAAGGAAGAGGUGGUGGAGGAAGCGAAGGAAGAGGUGGUGGAGGAAGAGGAGGACGAGGAGGACGAGGAGGAAGAGAAUGAAGAGGAGGAAAACCCAGCCUUUUGGGACGGCUUCAGUAAGGGCCAGGAGCUGGUGCCCGGGGGCUGCCGCCUCAUCUUUAAGCGUUCUGCCCUGGCACACUGUCUCCUGCGCACCUUCCGCAGGUCGGUGGCCCUGAGCGAGCCUGCCCACAGCUCGUGGUUCUCAGGGCCCCAUGUACAGACCUUAUACCAUUUCAUGCUCCCGGCAGGCCAGGGGCUCCAGCUGACCCGGGAGAACCUACAGCUGGCAGACAAUGGGCUGGUGGCCCUGGACUGGGUGGUGGGGCCUUGGGCCCCCAGCCCUCAGGUAGUGACUAACGCCUACAGCUCCCCGCCGGUCCUGCUGGUCAUCCCCAAUUCCUGGGGUCGCCUCACCCGCAACGUGGUGCAGCUCUGCCUCUUGGCCCUGGAGAAGGGUUACUACCCAGUUAUCUUCCACCGAAGGGGCCAUCAGGGCAGUCCUCUGCUCAAUACUCAACUUCAAACAUUCGGGGACCCCUCAGAUCUCAAGGAGGCGGUCACCUACAUUCGCUUCAGACAGCCAGCUGCGCCACUGUUCCUGGUCAGCGAGGGCUCGGGGUCGGCCUUGCUACUGUCCUACCUGGGCGAUUGUGGCUCCUCCAGCUAUGCCACAGGGGCAGCCUGUAUUUCGCCCGUGCUCCGCUGCCGGGAGUGGUUUGAGGAUGGGCUGCCCUGGCUCUACGAAAGGGCCUUCCUGCUGUACCAGAAAAUCACUCUUAGCAGAUAUGCUACAGCCCUAGAUGACAUAGUGGACACAGACAAACUCUUUAUGAGCCGCUCCCUGCGUGAAUUUGAGGAGGCCCUUUUCUGCCAGACCAAGAACCUCCCCAUCAGCUGGGAUGCCUACUGGGAUGACAAUGAUCCCCUCCGGGAUGUGGAUGAAGCUGCAGUCCCUGUGCUCUGCAUUUGCAGUGCUGAUGACCCUGUUCGGGGCCCUCCAGGUCAAACCUUGCCCACCAAACUCUUCCAGAACAACCCCUACUUCUUUCUUCUGCUCAGCCGCCAUGGGGGCCAUUGUGGCUUCGUCCGGGAAGAUUCUUCCCCAGCCUGGAGCCAUGAGGCUACCCUGGAGUAUUUCCAGGCUCUGACUGAAUUCUUCCGAUCAGAAGAAAGGGUGAAGGGGCUGUCCCGCCACCGCUCCUCACUCUUGGCAGGCCGCCGUCGACGAUUUACCCUGCAAAAGCGAGAGGUAGCGCCAAUCUCCCCUCGACUUGAGGAGAUGUUUAGCUGGAAGCGGUCAUAUACAAAGUGACGCCCCCACAUUGUUCCUGUCCCUGAUUCUAAUGCCUCAUGGAAAAAGGAAGCUGGCUGCUUCCAUUCAUCAGCUCAGGUCUCAAAUGGAAGAAUUAUGCCAGCAUGGCAUGGAAUGGAACUAUUGGAGUAGGCAGCCACCAUCCCUCUGUUUAGCGACCUUGUCUGCUAAUGGAGAUGGAACUUACAGAAAAUCUGUAGGGGCUUGUUCCUACAUCCUCAAAGAGGCAGCAGUCCCUGCUUGGGUCAUUCCAAUUCAUCCUGCUCUACACAACAUGUCUAUCCUGGCCGCCAUCUUUUCCCAUCAUGGUGGAUUUCAAAAGCCAAAGAUGGGCAUGCAUUUAUCAGAUGGGAAAGUCAUAGGUAAAGUUUCCAGGCACCAGCAAAAACAGCUGUUUUCUUAGAAGUAGCAGUAAGGAUACACAUAGAUGUCAUGUCCUACGUGUGGUGUCCUGUAACUGAUUUUGAGGCCAGGACUCAGCCCUUUAGCCACUUGGUAGAGAGAACUACAGAGCCUUAAAUGCAAACAUCCUGUGUUUAUUGAGUCCCACCCCAUUCCCUCUGGCUGGAAAGCGCUGUUCUAAAAACAGUAGCUGCAGGCUGGGGUACAGGAUGAGCCCCUCAUUCCUAUCAGUAUCAGAGAAAGCCAGUCUCCCCUCAAAUGGAAAUAGAGUCUAUGAGCAGUCAUGAAUUCUGGCCUGUAGACCAUCUCCUCUAAACCUUGAACCUGAUGAAGAGUGAGAGGACAGAUGAAUCACAGACAAGAAUCUUUUCUUUAAGUCUGCACUUGGCUCCAAUUUCAGACUUUUUCUUGCCAUUCCCUUCCUGGAAAAUUGUCCAUGAAGAGGCUGACAAGAAGGAGAGCAGAGGGUAGGGAAUGUGGGUGCCUGUCUCAGUAGCAUAAAAAUCCACAGUUGAGCUGGGGAGGAGGCAUCAGAAAGGCUUGUCUAGUACCAUUAACCAAAAGCUCAAGGACCCAGGCCUGCUCUGAGCAGAUCCCUGGCAUGGUGCCAGGGCUAAGGAAUUCCCAGGAUCAAAGACAGCUGGGACUUUUUUAACUGAGUCAGCUUCUCAGAGAUACUGAUAUGUUUUCAAGUACCUUUUCCUGUAUCAGGGUGUAAUUGCUCUACUCCAAGAAAGCUGGACCAGAGGCUCCCAUUUCUGUCUUUUGGGCUAAAUUUUAAGGAUCAUGUGGUUUUCUGUAAGGAAGGAAUGUCUUUUCUCUCCAGAGUUUUCUCAACUACUAGCCUGUUUCCAGACAUGGACACUAGAGACUUUCCUCCAUUCCAGGGUCAGGAGAAAGGGAGAAGUAUCACAUGUACUGUGAAUGGACAGGCUAGAAACCUGGAGGGGGUUGCAGCCCCUGUCCACUGUCUUAUUAAUACUCAUUUUUUUUCCCUGCCCAGUUAUUUGAAAGUCCAUUCACACCGAAUCUAGGACUGCUUGGAGGGGUAUCACCCCUUUCUCUGAUUUCUAAUCACUCAUCACUGAAGGGAUGGUUAGUUCUGUGGGGAGGCAGAAUGAGAUGAGUCCUAGACCGCAGAUGUGAGGACAUCUUUGUUCAUGACGAGGAACAUAGCCCACAAGGUAUAUCAAAGUGCGUCCUACUCCAUGUUUGACUAAGACACACGGUCUCAUGACUCAUGACUUUAUUUGAACCUGCCCAUGUACUCACACCGGGCUAGAGAGUAUUUGUUCAGAUGUGACAAAGCCACAUCCUGGUCUAAUAAGCAACAAAAGAGUUUUAAAAAGAGAAACAAAUUUGCCAAAAGUCACGCAUGGCACAUGGCCUAGCAUCUGAUAUUUCUAGUGGCAGAAUUUCAGAUCUGCAGAUCAGAGUAUUGCUGCUAUUUGGAGGCUAGGUCUAAGCUGUCUAGGCCUAAGAAACACCUCCUGGGUACGGAUGUAGACAAGGCUCAAUUGUUCAAGAAGAAUCUUGUUUGGGGAUUAUGUGGGCCCUUCCUCCUCUUCCUCCUCCCCCUCCUCCCUCUGCUUUGUCAUCUCCUAACCUUCAGCCAGUGCCAAUAAAGGCUGAACUAUAAAUCAAGCUAUUCUGGGACACAAAUGUCGCUUUGACAAAAGGCUGGGUGAGAAGGUAGGUGCUCAUGCCCAUGUAUUAACCCAGCACAGUUCUGUGCCCAGGGCAGGUGCUCAAAUACUUCAGUGAAUGAAUGAAUCAGCAUUUCCCUUUUGGAGACUUUUUUUUUCUCCUUGGCAACCAGUAAUUCAGAGCUGGGUGCAAAGUCAGAAAUAACCUGAUGGCUUUAAGCAGCAAGAAAAGCUCAUGCCGAUUUUGUGCCCCAUCUCCAAAGGCUGUAGCUGUAGUAACUCAGGUCUUCUAAUUGUUGGGUUUUUUGGAAGAGGAGAAUGAGGAAGAGAAGGAGAUAGAGG
Messenger RNA from Vombatus ursinus (common wombat), 3964 nucleotides. It is a transcript of the gene ABHD15, whose product is annotated as abhydrolase domain containing 15. The transcript has 2 exons. Gene Ontology annotation, molecular function: short-chain carboxylesterase activity; monoacylglycerol lipase activity. The record is from RefSeq and is a predicted model, not a curated record. The coding region runs from base 78 to 1574 and encodes 498 amino acids. Lineage: Eukaryota; Metazoa; Chordata; Mammalia; Diprotodontia; Vombatidae.